UAAAUUGAUAUACUAUUUUGAUGCGUAUAUUUUUUAAAUGUUACGAUUAUUAAAGUUACUUAUUACUUUUUAACAUUUCACGACCGUUUUCUGCUGUGAGUUUCGAGUUUGUUCUUACAGAAUGGCCCUUAUGCAGGUAACAACUGCUGACGCGCUCCCGAACACUAAACUAUUAAAUGAUGGUAAAAGCAUACCAAUAGUGGCAUAUGGCACAUUUGGGAAAACAAAUGAAGUGGAGAUCAUAAAACCAGCGGUCAUAAAUGCUAUUGAAGCAGGAUACAGACACAUUGAUACAGCGGCAGUGUACCAAAACGAGGAACAAGUUGGUGAAGCGAUCGUUGAUGUAAUGAGUCGUGGAAUAGUCACGAGAGAAGAUUUAUGGAUCACUACCAAGCUGAGCUUAGAUGUCGGUACCCGUGAGGGGGUACUUCCAUCACUUCAAACGUCUUUAAAGAAAUUAAAGUUAGAUUAUGUAGAUCUGUAUCUGAUACACUCGCCGAUGAAUCUAUUAAAUGUUCAAGAAUAUGAUUACUUAAAUGUGUGGAAAGGCAUGGAGGAUAUUAAGAAAUUAAAUUUGGCCAGAUCUAUUGGUAUAUCAAAUUUCAACAGUACUGAGAUAAAUAGGAUUUUGGCUAAUUCCAAAACAGUACCAUCUGUUAAUCAAAUCGAGGUUAACCCUAUUUACACAAACUUAGAUCUUGUAGCAUAUUGUCAAAGUUUGAAUAUAACCGUAAUGGCUUACGCGCCAUUUGGAUUCCUGGUGCCAAGACCAUACUUAAAUUAUACAACGAGUGUAACAUUUGAAGAUUCGGUAUAUAAGAGAAUAGCACACAAAUAUGGAAAAACUACUAGUCAAGUUGUUCUACGAUACUUGAUUGACCGUGGAACAGUACCAAUCCCAAGAUCAACAAAUACGAAACGAAUUAAGUUACAUUUUGGUAUAUUAGAUUUCAAUCUCACUCCAAAUGAAAUUUAUUCGAUCAAUGAACUUAACGAAGAUGCUAAGGUUUACAACUUCCAAGACGAAUCUUUCUUCGCUGCGCUAUCCGAAUAUUACGGCAUGUAACAAUAAAUUGUAAAAUUAGUUUCGAAUCCAGUUUUU
This is a messenger RNA of Nymphalis io (European peacock), 1102 nucleotides long. RefSeq names its product aldo-keto reductase AKR2E4-like. The record is from RefSeq and is a predicted model, not a curated record. NCBI's taxonomy places the organism in Eukaryota, Metazoa, Arthropoda, Insecta, Lepidoptera, Nymphalidae. The transcript is spliced from 7 exons. Gene Ontology annotation, cellular component: cytosol. Bases 122 to 1066 code for a protein of 314 amino acids. Gene Ontology annotation, molecular function: aldose reductase (NADPH) activity.